AUGUCUGCUUGCCGUCGUUUCACCGAUAGUUGUACAGCAAGGCGGAACACCCUGAAGCGUGCAAUUCAGAGGUCCGAAAAAGGGGCCGACGGAAGAAAUUAUACCGAGGUUGCUGUUGAAAGAUUGAGUGACGUUGAUGCCAAACCCACCAAAUGUAGUGUCUUCAGCAGAUUCACAUCCACAGAGGAAACUCCAAACACCAUACAACACAAUCCGGCAUCCAAAAAUGUACUACAACAAACGGAUGGAGUCAGAACAACCUGCAUCAAAGCGCAAGCUCACGCUACUUUAGCGAAGGCUACGGUACACUUAAAGGCCUCGUUUAGCCUAACGGUGUCGGGUCCAGACUUCACCCCGGAGCUUGAGGAAGUUCUCAUAAAUGUGCACAUGAUCCAUUUUGAAUCAGCGUAUGCUUCCGGAUUCAGCUCAGUUUCUCUGGAGCUGUGUGUUCAACCAGAUGCGGUCCCGAGUUUCUAUGUGAACCGUUUGCCUUUCAACACACAGGCAGCCAAAUGUGACUCUAGUGCCCAACUAGAAGACCAACUGCGUGCUAGAUUCAUUGCUAAUAUUCAACUGCCCGAAUUACAGCAGAAGCUGCUGCUCUAUCCAGAUAAAAAGAUUUUCAAACUGUUCGGAAAAUAUAAUUAUACCCCGACGUACACCGUUGCAACGCUGUACACAGACUCCAUAGACACCAUAUUCGAACUUUACGAGCUGUGUAUCCACACACACAAUUCAGGUCAUAUUCCAUCGGGUUCACACCGUGUACAGGGCGCUCAGAUGGAGCAUUGUAGCAUUACCCAUCACGCGAUGGUGUCCAUCGGCGUAGUUGGACGUGACAGACCAAUCGGCAGACGCCAGUCAGUCAUACAUAUCAGUAACUCGACCACUGCGAGUUGCUGUGUAGGUAGACUGUUGGACAGAUGUCUACGGGUAUCCGGUGGCUACGUCCCACGCCUGACAGACAAGAUGACACCACUUUGA
Messenger RNA from Opisthorchis viverrini, 984 nucleotides. RefSeq lists its product as hypothetical. The record is from RefSeq and is a predicted model, not a curated record. The coding region runs from base 1 to 984 and encodes 327 amino acids. Lineage: Eukaryota; Metazoa; Platyhelminthes; Trematoda; Opisthorchiida; Opisthorchiidae. The transcript is spliced from 6 exons.